UGGCAGCGCGUCUUGUUUAGAUCUCAAAGUAGUGCAUGCUAAGUUAAAGCUGCUGGAAUCAAAUGCUCUUGUUCAUUUACGGAAAAUACCACUGUGUGAGCAGUAAUUUAGCAGAAUUUAAGAGAUAUCGUGUUAAACAGCGAGGCCAGAAGCAGAGGAACGUUGAUAAAUGGGAGUAGACAGUAGUCGGCGACUCCUUGACAACCUGUUGAUGCCUUCAUGUUUUCAGAUCAUUCAGUCUAAGCAGGGUUUGUUUUAAUUAUUACAAAUGUUCAAAGGCAACAGGGGGUUGGUAGAGGAUGUAGUCUCCUUGAGAAAUCAGCUGAUGUUAACAGAACAGAAUUUACAAUCACUGGGGGAACAACUGAGUCAGUCAGGAAAUUACAGAAAUUGUGAGGAUCAUAACAGGAGCGUAGCACACGAGUUCCCUGGUCGUCUUACUCUAGAGGAUCUUCAGAAUCCAGGAAGAACAACAGAGCAGAGGGAAUGUGUUUGUAAAUCCACCUGUGACUGCAUGCCAGAGGGAGACAUGGAGACGGAGACAUCUGUGCUCAGGAGGAAACUCAGCUCCAUCAGACAAGAGAAUGCAUCUCUGGUCAUGGAGAACAGGCAGCUCAACAGUGAUCUUGAGGCUGCUCAGCUUGAGUUAGCCAGCUCAAGGUCCAAGAUCCGUGUUUUAGGAUCUACUGUGGGAGCCAGGACCUCCAGUGUGUCCCUUAUGAAUGAGCAGAUUCUCAGUUUGGAGGCAGACCUGGACGCUCAAACAAAAGCUUUGGAGGCUGCCGAACAGAGGCUGGAAGAAAGUGACCAGAUAGUGAUGCAGAGUAACAGACUGGUGGAAAAACUUAGAGAUGAGCUUAGAGUAGUUAAAGCUGAGCUAGCUGAAAGAACACGUCUGGGUAAACGGGCGGAGCAGCAGAGAAACCAAGCACUUCGAAACGCAGAGCAGCUUACAGUUACAUUUAAGGACUACAAGGAAAAUGUUUCUGAAAAGUUACGGGAGGUGAUUGAGAGUGAGAAUCAGCUGAAGGUCAGUCUGGUGCAGUGUGACAAAGAGAGAGAGGAGCUGGAGAGAAAGUAUGCAGAUUUGGAGAGAGAGAAGGAGGGUCUACGUCACAAAAUCAGUGAACUAAAGGAGGUUCACGGCCGAACAGAGUCUCUCUCUGCUGAGCGUGUGCAUCUGCAGUCUCAGGUACAGCAGCUCUCAGAUCAGUUGAAACAGCUGCAUAAGGAGCUGGCUGACAAGGAGACGCAGCUACAAGAGGCGGCGAGUCUGAGGAGAGAAAACGAGGACCUGCGUCUCCUCACAGCCUGUCAAGAGCAAAGGGUGGCUCAGGCUCACAGAGAGAAAGAGCUGGACAGAACUGAGCUAACCAGCCUGGAGAGCAUACUGGACUUAUUACAUCUGAGAGAGAACCGGGAUAGUGCACUGUGUGUGAACCCUUGUUUGCUGCCCUCACUGUCUUACACCAGCACCACUGAAUCUUUAACAAGAAAGUCUGGUGAGCGGUAUCAGAAGCUUUUAGCGGUGUUCCAGAUGACUGAACGGGAGAAGACACGGCAGGCCAGCGCUGCUCAGAGUCUUCAGGAGAGACUGACCCGGGCCCAGGAGGAGAUUUCCUCCCUGCAGGGCUCUAUCACAGAGAGAUCCUCUCACUACCAGCAGCUUCAUAACCAGCUACUGGACAAGGCCACUCAAUCCACAUCCUUAGAGAAAGAGCUAAAAAAGAAGAGCUCGCGUGUUGCUGUGCUGGAGAAACAACUACAGGAGAAGAGUGCAGCUUAUUCCCAGGUGGCAAUAAAGACCAGCCAACUUGAACAAGAUCUCAUGGAAAAGGCCAGCAGCAUUCAGCACUACCAGUCAGUUUUGAGCAAGAAGCAGAAGGAAUAUCAGCAGGCUAUAGAGAAAUCCAAGAUUUCCCAAUCACACAAAUGCAAGGAACUGGAGGACAAAAUAGAGGUGCUAAAGUUGUCUCUGGCUCAGAAAGAAACUCAAAUUGAGGAACUUCGAGAAAAUAUGUCUGAGCUUCUACGUGAGAAGCAGGAGUCACAGCAGAAAUUUGCUCUUCUGCAGACAACUAUAGAGCAACUCACUGAGGAUUUCACAGCCAAAUCUAAAUGCUGUGAGGACACACUUAGAGAUUUUGAAGAGCAGGCCACUAACUCUGCAUCAAAGGUGAGGAGCCUGCAGACAGAACUGUCCUCCUGUAAAGAGGAGCUGAGUCGUUACCUCCUGCAGAUGAAGGAGGUAAAGAAAAAUCAUGAGCAAGAAAUGGAGGGGAAAAACUUUCAGCUCUCAGAGCUGCAGGAAGGGCUGAGGAGGAAAUGUCUGGAUUAUCAGAACUCCAGUGAGGAGAACCUGCAACUACAAAACUCCAUCCAGAACCAGAACACCAUGCUGCAGGAAAGUACGUCACGUAUCGCACAGCUCGAGGAAAGUCAGUGUCAGCUGCAGAGCCAGGUGUCCCAGUUGGAACAAGAAUUGGAAAAGGAGCGUACUGCCUUGUCUCAGGCCCUGAGGAGAAGGGAGGAAGAGGUGAAGGAGGCCACCCAAGAGGUCCAGAAGAAGGAAAGACAAGCUGCUGAGCUCUCUGGAUCUAUAACGCAGCUGAGCUCAGAGAUGAGUAAGUGUCGAGUGGAGCUGUCAGACAUGGACCUGGAGCUGUUACGUCUGAGAAGAGACAGCAACGCUAAAGCCUCUCAGCUCAAUCAGAUGGAGGAGACGCUCAAGGAGACCAAAGGCCAGCUGGAUAAGAAAAGUGAGAUGGUCAUCGACCUUGAAGAGAAGCUCCACCGCACCGAGAUGGAUAGGCGAAACUCACUACAGCGGGCACAGCUACUAGAGGGACAGUUGCAGGAGGUGCGUGGAGAGCUGGCAGACACGCUGGAUCACCUGCAGGAGCUGAGAGACGUGCUGCAGAGGACGCAGCUGACCUCAGAUCAGCGGCAAGCGGCAAUUGAUAAACUGUCCGCUGAUCUCAGAGAGAGACAGAGAGAGCUGGAGGAGAGGAACCAUGAGGUGUUGGAUUUGGACUCCGCUCUGAAAGAGAGACAGGGGGAGCUACAGCAGAGAGCACAGCUGCUGGGGCAACUCGAUGUGGUCAUUAAGGAACACAAACUGGAGAUGGAGAGGAAGGUUGAGUAUCUACAGGAAGCUCUGGAGAAAAGCCAGAAAGAUAUGAGAGAGAAAGACCAAAAGGUGCAGUUCUUGACGGAGAGGUUGGAGAUGCUGAAAUCCCAGCUGCAGGUUAAGGAGGAGCUGGAGAAGGGUGCUUUUGAGCAUGGGCAUCAGCUGCGUGUGUAUCGAGAGCAGCUCCAGAAGACGGUGCAGGAGCUUCAAGAAGCACGCACACGCUGUGAUGCUCUGAACAGACAACUAGAUGAUGUCACCCAGCAAGCAUGUCAAAAGGAGAAUGAAGUUGAUCAGCUGCGAGAAGAGAUGGCUGGGCUAGAGAAGCGUUCGGCACAGGCUGAGGUCAGACUUCAGGCUACUGUUACAGCCCUUCAGCACGAACUUGGGCAACAGAGAGAUGAACACCACAAAGAGCUUUCAGCACUGCAGCAGACGCGUGGGCAGCUGCUCAAGGUCUCGGAUCAGAUCUCCAGCAGCCUGCGGAACUCUCAGGAGCAGCUGGCGCAGCGACUGCAGCAGGCCCGGGAUCAGCUCGAAGAAGCCAGAGCUACGUCUGCUCGCCUACACGAAGAGCUUCACAGCAAAGAGCAGCUCCUGCAAAGUGCAAAUGAAACCCUGCUUAUCAAGGAGUCAGAGCUCACCCGUCUCCAGGCCAAGCUUUCCAGCCUCGAAAGGGCCACAGAACUUCAUAACAUCACACUUCGUCACAAACCCAGCACUCCUCCCCUUCACUCACCUCCUCUCAAAGACUCUAUUCUUCACCCCUCUUUGCCCACCUCCCAAAAAAGCUCUUCUGCACGUUCCAGCCUCUCCUCUUGGCACAACGCCUUCUCGGACACCUCUCUAGAGCUUUCGGACAGUUUGAAAGCCAGUGUGCAGGCAGCGCUGCUGCCACCCCCAUCCCCAGACCAGGCUUGGCAGGGUCUGAGCACACACGAGACCACAUCUACCACAGACAUGUCCUUUAAUCCGCUCACGUACAUGCUGGACCGUGAAGAGGAACUGGAAGAACCAGACCUGGAGAGUCUCUCAGGUAUGCUGAGGUUUGUUAACCAGACGCUGGCCCUUCAAGAGCAGCAGUCCCUCUGUGACACCAGCAUCAACAAAACAGGAACGUAAUGAAUGAAGUUGCAGCUGUGCUGAGGAUGUUUCCUAACAGAUCAAGAUUUCAUUUUCACGUCACUGAAAAACUACACAAGUUUAGCAUGCAGUUUUAUAUGUUUUGACCUGUUUGUCUCACUGUUUAG
Paramisgurnus dabryanus is the source of this 4380-nucleotide messenger RNA. RefSeq names its product coiled-coil domain containing 18 (gene ccdc18). NCBI's taxonomy places the organism in Eukaryota, Metazoa, Chordata, Actinopteri, Cypriniformes, Cobitidae. The record is from RefSeq and is a predicted model, not a curated record.